This is a messenger RNA of Condylura cristata (star-nosed mole), 957 nucleotides long. It is a transcript of the gene TTLL10, whose product is annotated as tubulin tyrosine ligase-like family member 10. Gene Ontology annotation, biological process: protein modification process. The transcript is spliced from 7 exons. The record is from RefSeq and is a predicted model, not a curated record. Bases 1 to 957 code for a protein of 318 amino acids. Lineage: Eukaryota; Metazoa; Chordata; Mammalia; Eulipotyphla; Talpidae.
AUGGGGAGCAGCAGCCAGGAGGGGCUCCCGGGGCAGCUGAGCCUGGCGGGGCGAGAGAGGAGCCCCGGCCUGGAGGGCGGAGCGCCGCCCAGGGCGCUGCCGUUUACCGAUUCCUGGCCACAAGGCCCCAUCCAGGCCCCGCCCACAACCUCCAACCCAGCCCCGCCCAUACACCGCUGCCCCGCCCUGCCCCGGCCCCCGCCCCGCGCCGUCACCCCGCGCCCCCACAGAAUCAGCUCCUACUGCAAGAGCAAGGGCUGGCAGCGCAUCCAGGACGGCCGGCGAGAAGACUACAUGCUCAAAUGGUGCGAGGUCAAGAGCAGGGACAGCUACUGCAGCUUCCGCGAAGGAGAGCAGUUGCUGUACCAGCUCCCCAACAACUCGCUCCUCACCACCAAGAUCGGGCUGCUCAGCGUCCUGCGGGAGAGCUCGCGGGCCACGACCAAGGCUCCCAGGACUGAGCUGGGCCCCCAGCCCAAACAUGAGGAGGGCGCAGCGCCUGCCCUCGAGGAGUUGGAGUGGACAGGCAGCCCAGGACACCCCGGGCCACAGAGGGUCCUAAAGAUGGAGGAAUUUUUCCCGGAGACCUACCGCCUGGACAUCAGAGACGAGAGAGAGGCUUUCUUCACCCUGUUUGACGAAACCCAGAUGUGGAUCUGCAAGCCCACGGCCUCCAACCAGGGCAAAGGCAUCUUUCUGCUCAGGAACCAGGAAGACGCGGCUGCCCUGCAGACCAGGACGCAGAGCUCAGAGGACGACCCCGUCUACCGCAAGAUGUGGUUCCGGGUGCCCCAGGCGCGGGUCGUGCAGAGGUGUCGGGCCCGCACUAUAGGGCUGCGCUCGGGUGGGGCUGCCCUGGGCCCUGCAGAGGUACCCCAGUACCCAAGUGACACGCUGGGCGGCGACCGGGGUGUGGGGGGUCAGGUGUCCUCGGGCUGCCCAGGCCCCUCGGUGUGA